This is a messenger RNA of Thecamonas trahens ATCC 50062, 3241 nucleotides long. RefSeq lists its product as uncharacterized. NCBI's taxonomy places the organism in Eukaryota, Apusomonadida, Apusomonadidae. The coding region runs from base 1 to 3105 and encodes 1034 amino acids. The record is from RefSeq and is a predicted model, not a curated record. The transcript has a single exon.
AUGACAGAGCUUCCGCCUGAUGCUGUUCCGUCAAAGUCGUCGCACAAGUCAUCCACCUCAUCGUCAAACAAGGACGGUGGAUCGGGUGUGCCUACUCUGGUCGCUAUUCCUACCGUCAUCGCAGAAAUCGCCGUCGAUUGGGCCCCGCUCCUCGCAGGCGCCACUACUACCUUCGCCAAUGUCUCGACUGGUAUCGCCGCCCUCGGCCGCUUUCCGCUUGUCUCCUCCAUCGAUGUCACCGUCACAGUCCUUCCCGUCCUGGCUCCGCUGCCAAGCGAGAAGCACUUGGACCGCGACCGCGACUCUCGUCGUUCGCGGUCAAAGCACGGUUCUAGCGGCUCGCGCUCGCCGGCCCCGUCGCACGCCCCGCCGCGCCCAGCCUCGCCGCCUGCUGCUCCACCGUCUGGAGACCCUGUGGAUUUACUCUCGCCCGAGCAGCGCGCGUUCUACAAUCCGAUCGCCGUCUCCAUUCACGGCGUCUACGACCUGCCGCAGACUCCGCUCGACGCAGCAGCUCUCGCCAGCGUCUGCUCUCCACUCUUUGUCGAGCUCCACUGGCUCGCACCGGAGCCGCCGCGCCGCUCACCACCUGUCGCACAUGCUUCAUCAGUUGCGCUCAACUACACCGCCGUCUUCUUUGCAUCAGACUACAACCAUGACGACCUCGUCGACUUUCUGGCCUCGGACAAGCUUUGUCUCAAGGUGCGCGAUCGCGAGCCCAAGCCUGUUACAUCAGACCUCACGCCAAAUGUCGACCCCGCAGAUGCUACUGCAGCUGUCCCGCCGGUCUCCUCGGUCUGGGACGUGGUUUUUGGUGACUCGGCGCCGCCCUCGCCCAAGAUCGACGACGAGGCCGUCAGCUCGAGCAAGCCGGACCGCGUUGCCGCCUCGCCGCCGCCGCGGCCGUCGUCGUCGUCCAAGAGCCGAAAACAAGGCCAGCGCAAGUCGACGACGUCGUCAAAGUCGCGCACCGGCACAGGCUCCAACUCGGGCAAGGCCACCUUGGCACACCGCUCAAAGGGCAAGAGCAAGAGCUCUGCGCCCGCGCCGCCGUCGUUGCGCAAGACUCGCAAGUCGGCCAAAGUCCGCGCUGUUGACACCAAGCUCAUAGAAGAGUCCAUCUCUCAGGUCCGUGGGACCGGCAGCGACGGCUCGGGCCCUCAUGGUGUUGCCACCCUCGCCACCUCGGCCAUCGUCAAGCGCGGUAUGGCCCGGACCUCGGUCGAUGCCUUUCUUGUCCCAAACGUGUCGGUCACCCGCUCGUCAGCCUCGCUGGCCCGAGCCGGCGCCGGCCGUCUGGGUCGCUCCGUCACGCCAAUCUUGCCUGGCCAUUACGUCCAGGCUGGCACCUACGUCUCGGCCACCAUUGCCUCGUCGUUUCCGCUCAACACUCCGCUGGUUCAUCAUCCGUACAUCCGGCUGAUAAUCUCGAUGCCGUAUGAUGCGCUCGUCACCGCUCAGGCUGUCCUUGCCGCCAUCCGCGCCGCCAACGCGUCGGUGCUUGGCUUGUCCGGUGAUGCCGCUACGCCUGCUGCACUCCGGGCAUACAUGCUCUCGUCCGACCAGCGGGCCGAUCCCAACCUCGACAUUGUCACCGGCAUUCAGAUUAUCACCCCUGCUGCUCGUGUCUUUCUUCUCGAGGGCUGCGCCGCAGGCGCGAGCCUGGCUGCUGUUGCCGAUGCCGCCUCACGCCUCCGCGCCCCCGACGUGCCUGUUCUCUGCAACAACGAGGUUACCUUCCGCGACCGGCUCUACGCCUCGGACGACCUCGAAGUCGGUGCACUCAAGCUUGCAGUCACACUUGAUGAUAUGCUGGCUGUCCGCGACCUGUACAUCCGCAACCGAGUUCCCGGGCCGGCUGUCGAAGCUGCUCUCAAGCUCGAUCUGCUCUCACGAGCCCCAUCGAUGCGGUUUGUGGCCCGCAUGAACGCCUUUCCUACACGCGCCCAGCUCUACGCGCUCGGCCGCAAGUAUGGCACUUCGCUCACUCCGCUCGACUACGGAGUAGAAGAGGAGGGCCAGGCAGUGGCCGGCGCCGACCACGCGGCCGGCGUCGCGCAAGAUGCCCCGACCCGGCCGAGCUCGCGCGGCGACAAGUCCGCGCAGAGCCAGGCCUCGGCUCUGAGAACCCGGACCGCGCUUGAUCACUACAACGCCGAGUUUGUGGCCACACUCGAGACUCGCCAGGUCGAGGGCCCGCCCGACCGCGUCCGCGCGCACAUCGAGGCCUACCGCGGCAUCUCGCGCGCCGAAGCCCGCGCCCGCUUUCUUGCCGGAAGACCGGACGUAGCUGCCGGAGAAGCGCCGGUCUACAUCUACGGCGGCCAGGCGCUCAACGCAGCCGAGCUCGCCCGCAAGGAUUUGGCUCAGCAUCUGGCCGCCAACGCCGGUGACGUGCACUACACCUACUCCCCGCACUACCUCUCAGGCGCCGUCGCACUGGAAACACCCGAGGAGGCCACCCGCCGUGAGGCCGCGGCCUCCCAGGCGCUCCAGCUCACCCAGCACGGCUUUGAGCCACAACCGCGGUCGCGAGCCGCAGACCUCGUCCAUCCGCUCAAGCCGCAUCCGUCGCGCGUCGCCGAGCUUGCCGAGCCGUUUGUUGACCCCGUCCCGCUCUUUCUGCAAACCCGCGACACCGGCGGUGAUCCCAACAAGCCACCAUUCCACGUCGACGGCGAAGCCGUGUUGGACGAGACGCCGCUGGUGGCGUCAGUUCAUUACGCUGGCGAUGUCCGUGAGAACGAGCUCGAUGAGGCGCUCCAACGCGAAAAGGCCGAGUGGGAGGCCAAGCUUGUGGUCGAUGACCCCGUUUUCCGCAUGGUCACGCCCGACAAGGUGCCACUCGACGGCGAGACACCUGGCGAGUUCCGCACCCGCAAGAUCGAGGCACGGCUGGCCCGCUCCGCCGAGCCGCCAUCGCUUGCCUCGGGCCAUGUGUACGUCGACCCCCCACUCGCCACAACCCCACUGCGGCCCAACCUGCGCCGCAUGGGCGACGAGGAGUUUGACAUCUUUACUCGCCCACCGCGCGACGUCAUUGCCAAGCCGCACAUCGUCCCGCUCUCUGACGCUGAGCGCGCGGCAUGGUACGAGCCCAGCUAGCUGCAAACUAGUACCGGUGGUAGAGCGGCGUGCCGGGCUCGCGGCCGUAGCCCAGCGACUGGUCAAACGGCAUCGACGAGUUGAGUGAGUUGUAGUGCAGCGAGUUGUUGAGCGAGGUGUCAAAGUCAAAAGUGAG